Molecule: messenger RNA, 1828 nt
Organism: Camponotus floridanus (Florida carpenter ant)
Lineage: Eukaryota; Metazoa; Arthropoda; Insecta; Hymenoptera; Formicidae
Exons: 6
Coding region: 832-1719 (295 amino acids)
Source: RefSeq, a predicted model, not a curated record
UACGUCUCUAAAAGACUAUUCUAAAGAGAUUAAGAAACAAUUUAUUAAGAGAGUCUUCAUGUCCUUUAGACAUUUUUAAGAUGAUUUUUAAUCUUUUUAUGCUGUCUGGAAUAUCUACAUGAAAAAAGAUACAUUAAAAAAGGAAUGUAGGAGCGAGAGAAUAAAUCCCCGACGGGCGGGACGAUCGAGAGCAAUCGCGGGCGGAGAACGCAAGAAUUGCGCUAAGCAGUGUACAUACACCUGAGCUCGCCUUUUAAAGGUGCUACAGAAGCGUGGUGGAAAAGCGUACGACGCUGCGACGAAUGCCUUUCGCUGGCUCAGAGUUGGAGCAGCAAUUCCGUGAUUCCAGUGAUUCCAGCGGCGCGAGCGAGACAAGAGCGGAACCGAGAGAGCGACAACGAGACUCGACGAUCGCGCAUCUCGAUUUUACGGAUCGGCUCUGAACGCGAUGCGCGACACUGCUGGUCCGCGCGAACGACGCCGAAAUCGUCGUCGCGAGUCCCAAGUGUCCUUUCAACAAGUGUACCCGUACAGACAAUUUUGAGGAGAAAAGGAGACGAAGAGAAGUAUGGACCAGAGGCGAAGUCUGUGAAGACUCCUCUCACGUGUAACCGAGCGAUCGAUAUGUCGCGACGAUCCAGACUCGGCCAGCGCGUUUCCACGAGAAGAGGAAUUAUCCGCGGAUAAGGAUCGAUAAUCUAUAGGGAAGAUAAUUUCUCUCUUUCUCCGUCCUAAGCACAGAUGAGACACAAGAUGAGUUUUAAACGCGAAUGUUACUGAUGAAUUGUAUAUUUAUCUUUAAUAUUCUUGCACAUUAACAUAAACUCCAAAAUGCAUACUUCAAAGUAUGCUUAUCAUAUUAGCACAAAUCGCGAUUAUAUUACAGAUGGUGAAGAGAGCCACAGAGCUCCUUCAGAUCGCACCGUAUCUGAAUAUAUCGUUGCCAAUGAACAUACUACUAUGGUAAAACCAAUAAAAACAAGUCACGCAGACAGAUAUGAUAGAGAAGACAGAAGAUCUAGAAGCGCACACAAUACUCGCGAUUCAGUACUGUCUGAAUCUUCGAAACAUGGUUUACAUCCGCUUAGCAAAAGUGCCUCACAUGGCAGUAUUUGUGACAAUGGUUCAGAUAUAUAUGUCACUAGUGCUGCAUAUAGAGCCACUUCCGACAUAAGUCGAGUAUCACGCCAUAGUCUAGCACCAAGCUCCAGAUUAGAUCACAGAGCGCCUAGUCACUACAGCUAUGGUUCCGGUAGAUCAGGCACCUCGACAGUGAAAACUCGUACAUCACGAAAAGGCGGUAUAAUUAUUGAAACUAUGUCCACACCUAAUCCAUUCUGUCCAAACACUAAGGGUGUCUGUUGCCUUAUGUUACUUCUUAAUCUCGGCUUGAUUCUGGUUACUUUGGGCUUUGUUAUUGUCAUACAAUUCUUCCAACCAUUGGUUGUUUGGAUCUUAGGAAUAGUAUUUCUGGUGUUUGGAUUUUUGACAUUAAUUGGAAGUCUCGUAUAUUGUGUACAUGUAUUCAAAAAUGCCAAACACCCCCAUGAUAUUAAUCCAGAAGAUCUAUAUUGGACCCAUUACUGGCAAGGUCGCGUUGGUUCUACAGCACCUGAAGUUUAUUAUAAAGCGGAAGACAAGUAUCAAGAUGACGGCUAUAGUGAUCGAUAUAGCAAAUAUUCAGGAAAGUAUUAUGACAGGCAAAGUCAAAGAUAUUGAUUAAAAUAUAAAUAGUCUUAACUAUAUUAAUUGAAAUACCAAUCAUUCUGCCAACUCUUAAUUGUAUAAAAUAUUUUCAAAACCAAUGAUAAAUAAAAAGAAAAAUAAU